Messenger RNA from Astyanax mexicanus (Mexican tetra), 3292 nucleotides. RefSeq names its product methylmalonyl CoA mutase (gene mmut). The transcript has 13 exons. The record is from RefSeq and is a predicted model, not a curated record. Gene Ontology annotation, cellular component: mitochondrion. Gene Ontology annotation, molecular function: methylmalonyl-CoA mutase activity; cobalamin binding; metal ion binding. NCBI's taxonomy places the organism in Eukaryota, Metazoa, Chordata, Actinopteri, Characiformes, Acestrorhamphidae. Bases 119 to 2398 code for a protein of 759 amino acids.
GUGUAUUGUGAGUUGUUGUCGUAGGUGAUUGGCUGGGAUAACAGAAUACUGACAGUACGGUUGGAGCAUAAGGGAAGCUCGCAAGGCGUCUCAUGAGUGACUAAGUGUGUCUGGCAAAAUGUUGACCGCAGGAAAGACGUGCUCGUCUCUGGCAGCUAGACGGCUGCUGGGUGCGUACAGCUCUGUUUGUCCCGUACUGGAUCAGCAGUGCCGUUCCCAACGUUUCCACACAGCAGUUCCACGCAGAGAUGAGGUGCAGCUGCAUGAGGCCUGGGCUGCUCUGGCCAAGAAGCAGCUUAAAGGAAAGAACCCAGAGGACUUGAUCUGGCGCACUCCAGAGGGCAUCUCCAUCAAGCCCGUCUACACACAGACGGACACGGCUGCAGUCGCUGAUGAGUUGCCUGGUGUCUUUCCUUACACCAGAGGGCCCUAUCCCACCAUGUACACCUUCAGACCCUGGACCAUCAGACAGUACGCCGGCUUCAGCACAGUGGAGGAGAGCAACAAGUUCUACAGAGACAAUAUUAAAGCGGGCCAGCAGGGCCUGUCUGUGGCCUUUGACCUGCCCACACACAGGGGAUAUGACUCAGACAAUCCCAGAGUUCAUGGCGAUGUGGGUAUGGCAGGUGUGGCAAUCGACACUGUGGAGGACAUGAAGAUGCUGUUUGAUGGAAUUCCACUGGAGAGGAUGUCUGUUUCUAUGACCAUGAAUGGGGCAGUGAUUCCCAUCCUGGCCAUGUUCAUAGUAACUGGUGAGGAGCAGGGUGUGGAUAAGGCCAAGCUGACAGGAACCAUCCAGAACGACAUCCUGAAAGAGUUUAUGGUCCGAAACACUUACAUCUUCCCUCCAGAGCCCUCCAUGCAUGCCAUUGCUGACAUAUUUGCCUAUACAUCCAAGAACAUGCCCAAAUUCAACUCCAUCUCAAUCAGUGGCUACCAUUUGCAAGAGGCUGGUGCUGAUGCAAUCUUGGAACUGGCCUACACUAUUGCUAAUGGACUAGAGUACUGCAGAACUGGCCUAAAGGCUGGCCUCACCAUUGACGAGUUUGCACCCAGGUUAUCGUUCUUCUGGGGCAUUGGGAUGAACUUUUACAUGGAGAUAGCCAAAAUGAGAGCAGCACGGCGUCUCUGGGCAACUCUGAUUAAAGAAAAGUUCCAGCCGAAGAACUCCAAAUCUCUUCUGUUAAGGACUCACUGUCAGACUUCAGGGUGGUCCCUGACUGAGCAGGACCCCUACAACAACGUGAUCCGGACGGUAAUUGAGGCCAUGGCUGCAGUCUUUGGAGGCACACAGUCUCUACACACAAACUCGUUCGAUGAGGCGCUGGGUCUUCCAACCGUCAAGAGUGCUCGCAUCGCCCGCAACACCCAGAUCAUCAUUCAAGAGGAGUCCGGGAUCCCAAAAGUGGCCGACCCCUGGGGUGGUUCAUACAUGAUGGAGGCUCUCACUAGUGAUGUGUACAAUUCAGCCAUGAAGUUCAUUGAAGAGAUUGAGGACAUGGGAGGAAUGGCUCGAGCCGUGGCUGAGGGAAUCCCCAAACUGCGUAUAGAGGAGUGUGCUGCACGUAGACAAGCUCGCAUUGAUUCAGGUACUGAGGUCAUUGUUGGAGUCAACAAGUAUCGUCUGGAGAACGAAGAGACCGUGGAUGUCCUGGCCAUCGACAACACAAUCGUCCGCAAUAAGCAAAUUGAAAAGCUUCAGAAGGUGAGGGAGGGCAGAGAUGCAGAUGCAGCGAAGAGAUGUCUUGCUGCUAUAGAGCAAUGUGCUCAGACCAGAAAUGGCAACCUGCUGGAACUGGCUGUGCAGGCUGCACGAGCGAGGUGUUCAGUGGGAGAGAUCACGGACGCGAUGAAAGCGGUUUUCGGAGAGCACAAAGCCAGCACGCGCAUGGUGAGCGGUGCAUACCGCAGCGAGUUUGGCGAGCAUGAGGAAAUUGCUCUGGCGCACAGCCGGGUUCUCCAAUUCAAGAAACAUGAGGGAAGGAAUCCUCGCCUGCUGGUAGCCAAAAUGGGACAGGAUGGUCAUGACAGGGGUGCAAAAGUCAUCGCCACAGGGUUUGCGGAUUUGGGAUUUGAUGUGGAUAUUGGGCCACUUUUCCAGACCCCGCUGGAGGUGGCUCAGCAGGCGGUGGAUGCAGAUGUGCACUGUGUGGGGGUCAGCACGCUGGCGGCUGGACACAAAACCCUCGUUCCCGAGCUCAUCAAGGAACUGCGCAACCUAAAUCGCCCAGACAUUCUGGUUAUCUGCGGAGGAGUCAUCCCCCCACAGGACUAUGAGUUUCUGUACCAGAGUGGAGUUUGCUGUAUCUUCGGUCCAGGAACAAGAAUCCCUCAAGCAGCAGUGGAGGUCGUGGACAACAUAGAGAAGAGUCUGGAAAAAAAUCGUCAGGCUAUGUAACUGAGAGAUCUGGAACGUUUUACUGAGGGAGAUUCUUCGUGGCAGUUUUUGGAAUGUCAUGGGGGAGGCAUUUAUCUUGGAACAAGAUGUUGAAAUUUGAUGGCGCUAUGGUUGUUAAGCGUUACUGUUUUUCUUUUUGAAAUUCAGCUGUUAAAUCAGACCACUGUAAGAGUUGAAGUGUUUCAGAUUUGAGAAUUGCAGCGCACAUAAAUCAACAGAGUGAUGAUAGUAACACUGCUGAAUCAUUUUCAUAAUGUUGGUUGUGGCUUCAGUUUAAGGUAAAGGUGAUUUAUAAAGGCUUUAUAAUGAGAUUGUGCUCCAUAAUGAUGCUUUGUACGCAGGGCUUGGGGGUCAACAACUGUGUGUCUGCUUUGUUCAUAUUGUGUUUUUUUUUUUCACUAAUCCACCAAAUCUAUUUUGCUACAUUGACUGGACCCCUCAAUCUCAUUCUCUAUUGUUAGAAAUUAGAUGAAUGAUAUGCAUUUAAAAGAUCCUACAAUGUGGAAUUUCAUUAGAAGACUGUCGAUUUCAAUCUCAGUGCUCCUUUCCCUGCAUGAUGCAUCUUACAUUAGUAGUCCUCAAUGAUCUAUAGUAGGUUUAAUAAGUUUAAUAAGACAUUGGGCUGUUUCUGUGCAGUGUUGGGUUUGACAGCUGUGCCUUAUGGGUGUUUUUAAGUUUUGUCUUUAUCGUAUUCGGCACUGUACAUUGGCACAAAUGUUUCAAGCACGUACUCCGCUGUUCUGCUUAAGUUUCUGGCACCUCCUGAGCUGGUUGUUGAUGUUUAAGAUACUAAUAUUAAACCCCUGCAUUAAGAGAAAAUGUGCAAAAAAAUGUUUUGAAUCAUUCGUACCUCACACCUUGGUUCAGCCUAAUCUUAAUAAAGUCUGAGAUUCA